Orbicella faveolata is the source of this 546-nucleotide messenger RNA. RefSeq lists its product as uncharacterized. The record is from RefSeq and is a predicted model, not a curated record. Gene Ontology annotation, cellular component: extracellular matrix. Gene Ontology annotation, molecular function: extracellular matrix structural constituent. NCBI's taxonomy places the organism in Eukaryota, Metazoa, Cnidaria, Anthozoa, Scleractinia, Merulinidae.
AGACCUGGAAAACCGGGUCCCCCUGGACCGGACGGCCCACGAGGUACACCCGGACCCAUGGGAGAAAAGGGAGACAGAGGGCUUGACGGCAUGGCUGGAAUGAUGGGCCACAAAGGACCACGGGGUUUGCCAGGUGCUCGCGGCGAGAAAGGAGACAAAGGCGAAGCUGGGGAAAGAGGAGAGCAAGGUAUACCUGGACAGAGUGGAGUUCCUGGUGAACGGGGUCCCCAAGGUGAACCUGGAGCAAGAGGUCCUCCUGGCCCAAGGGGAUUGCAGGGAAAUACUGGUGAAAGAGGACCACCGGGACCAACAGGCUCCCCGGGUCCUCCGGGUGCACCAGGUAUACAAGGUGUACAAGGCAUGAGAGGAACACCGGGACCUCCUGGCAUCCCAGGCCCUCCUGGCCCUGUUGGACCCAAGGUAUACCAUAUCAUGAACAUCUUUGACCUCUUUUUACUGAUUUGUCCUUACUAUAGCAUAGUUUGUUUUGUCACUACAAAAACUGUUUUCUUGCAGUUAUUUUCUGUUAAAGAAAUAUAACUUUGU